UUUCGUGGCGCUGUUUCUGUAUCAUAAUACUUCCGGUGUAACAGUGUCCAUGCAAGUGGGUUUUGUCAAUUUGUAUCAACCAUUUAGUGAAAUACAGAGCGAGUUGACUGAUUUCUGGACUUUAUAUUAAGCUUCAGCGGGUUCGCUGUAACUGAAGCCAAACAUGGAUAUCCCCAACCCCCCCGAAGAUCAAGAGCUGAGGAAUGUGAUUGACAAGCUGGCCCAGUUUGUCGCUCGGAACGGGCCAGAGUUUGAAAAGAUGACAAUGGAGAAACAGAAGGACAACCCUAAGUUCUCCUUCCUCUUUGGAGGAGAGUACUUCAGCUACUACAAGUGCAAGCUUGUUAUGGAGCAACAGCAGCAUCCCUCUACCCACGAUGGGGAGGAGUAUAAAUCUGAAGACAUGUACAACCCAGGUGCCAAAGAUGUGGUUGAUAUGCCCCCUCCACAAAUGCAGAUGAUUGCUCCGCCUCCAAUUGCUCCACCUGCUACGCCUUCUAUCGAUGAGCUUAUCCAACAGAGCCAAUGGAAUCUGCAGCAGCAGGAGCAGCAUAUGCAUACACUCAGACAGGAACAAGUGACUGCAGCCAUAGCUCUGGCUAUGGAGCAGCAGACCCAAAAAUUGCUGCUGGAAACUCAGUUGGACAUCACCGAGUUUGACAACCUGCUGCAGCCCAUUAUAGACACCUGCACCAAAGAUGCCAUCUCUGCUGGUAAGAACUGGAUGUUCAACAAUGCCAAGACUCCGCAGCACUGUGAACUGAUGACAUCACAUCUUCGCAACCGCAUCACUGCUGAUGGAGCGCAUUUUGAGCUCCGCCUACAUCUCAUCUAUUUAACCAAUGAUGUUCUCCAUCACUGCCAGCGGAAACAGCAGAAGGAUUUGUUGGCAGCCCUGCAGAAAGUUGUGGUUCCCAUCUACUGCACCAGCUUCCUGGCUGUCGAGGAGGAGAAGCAGCAGAAGAUCACCAGGUUGUUGCAGCUUUGGGAGAAGAAUGGGUAUUUUGAUGAGGAGACAAUUCAGCAGCUCCAGAAUCCAGCACUGGGCCUUGGCCAGUACCAGGCAUCUCUGAUAACGGAGUACGCUGCGGUGGUGCAGCCGAUCCAGCUGGCCUUCCAGCAGCAGAUCCAGGCUUUGAAGACCCAGCAUGAAGAGUUUGUUGCCAGCCUGAAGCAACAGCCACAGCCGCAGUCACAGCCACAGCCGCAGCCUGCCCCUGUAGCACAGCUGGCUAUCCCCACAGAGCCUGAAAAGGCCCCUCCUAUGACUACACAAGCUGGGGAUGUGAAGCCUCCCAUGCCAGGUCCUCCUCCAGGGGAGUUUGAUGGAGCUUCAUCCAGACCUCAGGACCCCAGCAACCCCAGUGGUCCCUCAGAUAUCCCCUCCAACAAGCCUGCGUGGUAUGACCCCCAGCACAUGGGUCCCUGGAACCCCAACCAGCCGGUAAAAGUCUGUCCUCCUUUUGACCCAAACCAGCCUCCCCCUCCUUGUCCUCCUUGGAACAGCCAUGAAGGGAUGUGGAAUGAUCAGAGGGACCCAGGGAACUGGAGUGGAGGUCCACCCAGAGAAGGAGGCCCCUGGAGUGGUCCUGGUGGGUCUGACCCAGGCCCCCCCUCUUGGAACUCAUAUGACCAGCAGCCACCAUGGGGGAACCAGCCUGACCAGCCCCCCUGGGGCCAGAGGGAGCCCCCAUUUCCUCCACGCAUGCAGAGACCUCCCCAUUUCAGAGGGCCAUUCCCUCCCCACCAGCAGCCACCUCCUUUCAACCAGCCCCCCCCACCACCACACAAUUUUGGACGCUUCCCGCCACGCUUCAUGCAGGACGACUUUCCUCCAAGACACCACUACGACAGGCCGCCAUACACCCCACACCGCUUUGACUACGCUCAGGGAGAUUAUCCCGGAGACAUGCCAGGUCCUCCUCCUCCUCCUCCCCACCACCAUCCCAAUCAGAGGCUCCCUCCCCCAGGUAUGGGGGCUGAUCAUCCUCCAUGGGGUGGAAGCCAACACCCAGAUUUUGGCCCACCCCCCCACGGCUUCAACGGCCAUUCACCCCACAUCCGUCAUCGGCAGCAUCCGGUCCAAGAUGACCCCAGUCUGGUGCCCAACGUGCCCUACUUUGACCUGCCAGCUGGUCUCAUGGCUCCACUAGUCAAACUUGAGGACUGUGAUUAUAAGCCUCUGGAUCCUAAAGACAUCCGGCUGCCCCCUCCCAUGCCACCUAGUGAUCGGUUGCUAGCUGCUGUGGAAGCUUUCUACAGCCCUCCAUCCCAUGAUCGACCCCGUAACAGUGAAGGCUGGGAACAGAAUGGCUUAUAUGAGUUCUUCAGGGCCAAGAUGAGAGCCAGGAGGAAAAAGGGACAAGAGAAACGCAACAGUGGACGUGGAGGCAGUCGCUCCAGAAGUCGCUCUCGCAGCAGAGGGAGGUCUUCAUCUCGCUCCAGCUCUCGUUCCUCCAAGUCCUCCAGGUCACGGUCACGUUCCUCUCGCUCCCGCAGCCGCUCCCGCUCCUACUCACGAUCCAGGUCCAGGAGUAGAUCCAGGUCAUCUCGAAGUCACUCUCGCUCCAGAUCCAGAUCUCGUUCUCGGUCACCUGGAAAGAGACGCCGUGGCGCCAAAUCCAGGAGCUCCUCCCCUCCCUCCUCGUCAGUGUUGGGGGCUCCUCCCUCCAAACUGACUGCAGAUAACAGGCUAGGGGAGGAGAACAAGGGCCAUCAGCUGCUGAUGAAGAUGGGCUGGAGUGGUUCAGGAGGGUUGGGAGCCAAAGAACAGGGCAUCCAGGACCCCAUCAAAGGAGGCGACAUCAGGGAUAAAUGGGACCAGUAUAAAGGUGUGGGAGUGUCACUAGACGACCCUUACGAGAACUAUCGCAGGAACAAGAGCUACAACUUUGUCGCCCGCAUGAAGGCACGAGAGGAAGUCAAUCGGGAACCUCAGGAGGCCCCCACAACCGACUGAUGGCAUCAAACAACCUCCCCAUCUGCUCCAUCACCACCUCCACCAAGGAUCUGAGUCUCACUGUCAGUAUUCCAUCCGAGAUUCUAGUCAGAGAUCCCAAAUCCUUCUUCAUUCCUCAGAAACCAGAGUGAUGAUACAAAGUAGCACCACACUAGGUGGAAAAAGUGCAGCUCUUCUGUUCUCUGCAAUUGCAAAAGCAUGGAUGAGUUUUUCCAAACGAAGCGUCAGCAUUUCAGAUGGAACAGUCGGCACCAACAGAAGUAACGCUGCAGAACUCAGCAGGAUUCUCAUAUUAGCCUUUACCGGGACACUGCUACUACAGUCUAACUCACUCAUAUUUCACUUCCAAUGUUUCUGAUUUUAAAUAAAUCAGAGUUUGAGAACUCCUUCAGUGUGUAGGUUGAUAACAGUGCUGAUUCAGACUGUGCCUCAGCAUUUAUGAUAGCUGCAGCAGUGCUUUUGAUUUAUGCACACAUGUCAACAGUUGAAUGAAGAAGUAUGUUAAAUUAUUUUAAAGUGGGAUUUACAGUUAAAUAUGUUCCUCUCCCUCUAGUUGUUUGGUUAAAGUGUCAGUUUCACCCAAAUAAAAAAAAAAAAAAAGAUUUCAUUUACCUCUCAUGGUAUGUACAAUAUAGAUGCAUUCAGUUUAAUCUGCUGGGGGACAUUUUGAAAAAUAAAUUCAUUUUUGAAAGUUUAUUUAAAUUCAACAGCAAUGUUUGUUUCCAAGAAUAAUGUCCUACUUACUAAUCUACAGAUCUUACUAUGGAACUACUUUCUGCUGAAUAAAUAGUCCUCGUGAAAACUGCUCACUGUGGGUGGUGUCAGUAAUCUCUCUGGUGGAGAUCUCCAAAAUUUUGUGGAAACAUUUACACAUUUUUAGCACUUGUGUAAGCUGACCCUUUGAGACAGAAUGUAGAAUAAGAAGGUGAGGUGGCUCCUCUUUUGAAUCUUUUUUCACUGCUGAUUAUUGAUACUUUUUCAUGUAAUUACUUCCUAUUCUGAGUUAUGUAAGUAUUUCAUGUAGUUGUAGUAUUAAAAUAAAUCCCCCAGAACAAAAACAUCAUAAAUAUGAGAUACAUUUUUUUUGUCUCCACAAACAGUGUAGAGACAUAAGCAAAAUAAACAGAAUUUUUUUUGCUUCAUGUAUAUGUAGAAGGAAGGAGCAGUUUUCAGUGAGCAGAUCAAUUUUGUUCUGACGCCACUGAUAACUAGUCAGUUUAGGACUUUAAAUAACUGUAAUGAAA
Thunnus maccoyii (southern bluefin tuna) is the source of this 4203-nucleotide messenger RNA. RefSeq names its product calcium homeostasis endoplasmic reticulum protein (gene cherp). Gene Ontology annotation, cellular component: perinuclear region of cytoplasm. Lineage: Eukaryota; Metazoa; Chordata; Actinopteri; Scombriformes; Scombridae. Gene Ontology annotation, biological process: RNA processing; intracellular calcium ion homeostasis. Bases 164 to 2959 code for a protein of 931 amino acids. Gene Ontology annotation, molecular function: RNA binding. The transcript is spliced from 20 exons. The record is from RefSeq and is a predicted model, not a curated record.